Gymnodraco acuticeps is the source of this 851-nucleotide messenger RNA. RefSeq lists its product as uncharacterized. Lineage: Eukaryota; Metazoa; Chordata; Actinopteri; Perciformes; Bathydraconidae. The record is from RefSeq and is a predicted model, not a curated record. Bases 58 to 762 code for a protein of 234 amino acids. The transcript is spliced from 4 exons.
ACCGAGCAUCGAGCAUCGAGGAGGCUCUCUGGAGGAGCUCUAACCGAGGAUACACUGAUGGGUCCUUCGCGGCUCCUUCGCGGAUGCAUUUCCGGGAACGUUGGGUAUAAAAGAGGCGUGACACACCGCUGGAAUCAUUUCAAAACCAUGGCGGGAGCAAUGCACAAAUGGACAGAGCAAGACACUCUGACCCUCAUCAAAGUGAGAGUCCAGAACGAUAACCUUUUUACUGGCCGAAGGCACACUGCCAAGAAAGCCUUGGAGGAAAUUCUAAAGGCCCUAAUCCUCACACAGAUCGGGAAAAAGUGGGAUAGCCUGAAACGGAAAUACAAGGAGUUGAGAUGCCCCCCAACCGGGUCAGGGACCGACAGGGGAGAGGCCACAGCAGCCACAUGGCCGUAUUUUACGGCCAUGCAUGAGGCCAUCGGUGGGAGGCCAUCCAUCGACCCUCCCACCCUGAUGGACUCGGCCACUGCUGCUCUUGCUUCUGGCAGUGGCUCAACAUACACUGAGGCUGUCCAGAGCCAGGCCACAGUAGAGGAUGAGGAGGCCACAGAGUCUGGCUUGGACAGCCAGGAGGAUGUUGAGCCAUCCACGUCUGCCGGUCCCCCUCCCCGACAAAAAAAAAAAAGCGCUUUACUACAGUUCCUGGAGGCAGAGGCGGUCAAGGAGGAGGACCGCUUCAACCGCCAGCAGGCAGCCUCGGAGGAAGCCUCCGCCAAAUUCCUCAAGCUCUUUGAGGAAGUAGUUAGCAAGGAAUAGUGUCUUUUUUUCUUCUUUUUUCUGUACUUUGGAUGUGUUCAUUUAUUCUUUAUUUAUAUAUGUUACAACAUUUAGUAAACAUAUUUAAG